Molecule: messenger RNA, 1791 nt
Organism: Tripterygium wilfordii
Lineage: Eukaryota; Viridiplantae; Streptophyta; Magnoliopsida; Celastrales; Celastraceae
Exons: 2
Coding region: 79-1677 (532 amino acids)
Biological process (GO): protein import into nucleus
Cellular component (GO): nucleus; cytoplasm
Molecular function (GO): nuclear import signal receptor activity
Source: RefSeq, a predicted model, not a curated record
AGUCUGUCUUUUCCCCUUAUUGGUUCAUCCUCUGUUUUUGUAGUCAAAUCUUUUUCUCCCUUUUGGAAAUUUCCGCAAAUGGAUAAACACAAUCUUGCUCCAAUAAAGAAAAGGAAAAUCCCAAACCCACAAAGGAAUCUUGAAAUGGAAGACGAAGAGACUUCUGAAUCAUCCGAAUCUUCUGAUCCUUCAUCGACAUCUGAGACUGACAGCAGCAAAAUGCCACUUCGUGGUGAGAAUGUGUACGAGAUACCCUCUUCUUCGCCAGUAAAGAAGAGGAAAGUCCAAGAAGUUGCUGCAUCUUCUGAUAUUUCAUCAAUGGAGGCCGAAACCUCAGCUAUCGAGAAAAUGGACAAAAGACCCACUUCUCCUCCUCCACAAAAGACUUUGGGAAUCCCACACGAUCACCCGAUGACAGGCAAAGAGCUUCUUGAAAUGACGGAGGGCUCCACUUCUCCCAAAAAAAAGAACAGGAUAAUCCCAGAUGGGGAUCUCCAAAUGAAAGCCAAAAUUUAUCUUGAUUCCCCUGGUCUUUCACCGGAGCCAGACCAAAACAGAGAACGAGAACGACAAAAACUAUUCAGGUAUUGCAAGGAAAACUACCCGAAUGCCUUGACCCUCAAGCUUUUUUACCUGUAUCCCUCUUCAGGUAUUGGAAGGAGAAUACUCUCUGCCGCUGUCCUCCACGAUAUCAUCCAUCGAUAUCACUGUCGUCGGUUACCCAUCAUCUUUCUCCUCAAAUCCAAUGUUGUUUCUCUUCUUGAAGAAGAAGAAUCGGAACCCGCUUUUGAGUUAUUGACCACGAUUGUCUCUGAUAUCGUCUUUCAGGUUUUUAAGACGGAAUAUGAUGGUUGGCCGGAGCUUCUUAGUUUUAUAGUUUCGUGCCUGGACUCAGACUCCCCUGAGCGUCAACGAUCAGGCCUUUUGGUGUUACAUAAAUUGCCCCAGAACGUAGGUGAUUUCUUUAAGCCCUAUCUUGAAACCAUCUACUUGGCAGUCUUGAGCCACUUGAGCUCGAAAAGAUUGGAGAUUCGGACAUUGGCAUUUGGUGCAUCAGUUACUUUUGUGCAGGGACUUAGAAAGCCUACUGACCAUUCUUGGAUCAACAAUAUCUUGAAUGCAAUGAGAAAGUCAUUGUCUGAAACAGAAUGUAAAGACUAUAAGGAUGUCAUAGAAGAGGGUCUUAAGAAGUUACUUGCCUUGUUGAAGGACGAGCAAGAAAUCUAUGCGCUGCAAGUGAGUUCUUUGUUUGAAUUUAUUCUUAAAAUUACAGAAAAGGAUUGGUUGAGAGAGGAUGCCAGGACUGUGGCAGUGGCAAUUUUUGUGGUGCUGAGUGAACAAUGGAGGAAGAAGAUUAUUUUAAAGCUAAGGAGCCUGGGUACUGAUAAGUUCCGCAGAUUUAUAUUAAUGUUAAUUCAAAUGAUAUCACAAAUUGAGGAUGAUAUCCACUUUUACAAUGUUAAGGGUGACGCUGACGGACAAUUACGAUAUUCGGGGAGUUUCAUUGCUGGAACUAGCUGCCUGGAGCAAAUUACUUAUGCGUUUAGAGGUGACAUGGUACCUGUAACUCUUGAACUUAUAGAACAGUUCCUUUCCGCCCAAAAGUGGCAGAGGCGCGUUGCUGGAGUCACUUGUAUCCGUAUAUUUUCACUGGUGAUGACUGACCAUCUUGAAUGACUGAUGACAAUGGUUUUGGAUUCAUCACAAGAUCCUCAUCAUCAAGUUCGUUUUGCUGCGGUGCAUGCAAUUACUACACUAAUGGAAAUGGAGGACAGUGUGUCUCGAUUACAA